Fusarium redolens is the source of this 1812-nucleotide messenger RNA. RefSeq names its product archaeal flagellin N-terminal-like domain-containing protein. Lineage: Eukaryota; Fungi; Ascomycota; Sordariomycetes; Hypocreales; Nectriaceae. Bases 1 to 1812 code for a protein of 603 amino acids. The record is from RefSeq and is a predicted model, not a curated record. The transcript is spliced from 8 exons.
AUGGCUGGUGUCGCUAAAGAGGCCGUGGUGCCCAUCGAGGCCGUGCUCUUCGGAAUAUCAACGCUCCUCGUCCUCGCUCGUCUAGCACUUCGAACAAUUCGACAACACCAGAGUCUCACCGUCAGCGAUUGGUUUCUCAUCGUCUCUUUACUCGAUGCCGCUGCGUUAUUUGGGACCGAUACGGCUGCGUAUAAUUUGGGGGGAAUGGACGAAUAUGACCCAAGUGCACCGCCACGAAGUAUUGAGGAUCAGAUUACGUUGAUGAAGGUCUCGUUUGCGGGCAACUAUUUCUACGAUACGGGUGUAUACUUUCCGAAGUUGGCGUUGUUGGCGCUUUACUUUAAGCUGAUUCCACAGACAUUGCCUGUUUUGCGCAAAUUUCUCUAUGGAGUUACAGCUUUGACGGGAUCAUUCAUGCUCACGACAUGCUUCUUGGAUACCUUUUGGUGCGGCUCCAACGUGUCUGUCAACUGGGAGAUUGAUGGAGAGUGCAGUACCUUUGACUCAAAGACAGUUUUCCGGAUUGAUUGGGUCAUGAAUCUCAUCUCCGACAUGCUUGUCUUUGCACUGCCUUUCCCGCUUCUUUUUGGUCUACAGCUCAGUAGGCGAUACAAGGCAGGUCUGGUUGCGAUCUUUGCAUCUGGACUUAUCACAUUGGGAGCAAGCAUCGGUAGAUUUGCGACGGUCGAGGCAAUUCAUGCCUGGACCAAUGUUUACGUCCUCUCCAUGACAGAGAUAGCCGCCGCAAUCGUCGUAGUAUCUCUCCCAGCACUCAAAUCACUCCUCCACGGCCUCGGCCUCCGCUCCUCGAAGCAAAACACCACACAAACAGGCUCAGGCUACAACAAACACUCAGGUACAGUGACAACAUCAAGUCACUUCAACAAGCUGUCAAGCGGCCGUGACCACAGAGAACUGUACGCCUCCACCGCACGCGUGGCGGUGGGCGCCGAAGAAGACUCCGGCAGUGAAGUGGAGCUGACCAACCUUCAAGGUAUCUACAAGUCGGCCCGCAUAAGUGUGACCUACCAGCGAAGAGAAGACGCCUCUUAUGUCUUCGUCGGACUUCGUGUCUACGCGCGUCUCUUCCGUGCGCGUGAGAAGUUGACUUGGUCCGAUUACCUUCUACUUCUGUCUGCCAUCAAUGCUCUCGCCCUCAUCAUCUGCGAUACUCUGACUUUCCAGAUGGGAGUCAUGGAUGAAUAUGAGACAUCUGUCAAGCUCUCCAAGAUCUCCUUCGCAUCCAACUACUUCUACGAUGUCGGCAUGGGUUUCCCCAAGAUGAGCAUGCUUGCUUUCUACUGGGCUUACUUCCUCCCCUCCACCGGUAUGAGUUCCGGUAUGCGAAGGGCUCUAUACGGUAUCACUGCCUUUGUCUGCGCGUCAUACAUGGCAAUUCUUUGGGACGACACUUUCUUCUGUGGAAAGGAUGUAUCCGUUCAGUGGUCUCAAGAGGAGGGCGCUUGCAGUGUCUUCUAUGCACCUGAGCCAUUCAUUCUCAACUUUACACUGAACUUGGCUUGCUAUCUUGCUGUCUACGCCCUCCCUCUCAUCCUGCUGGUCCAGGGUGUUCUUCAGCCCUCCAAGGGUGUCACUGCUACCUUCGUCCUGGGUGCUCUGACCAUCUGCACCACCAUUGUGCGAUUUGUCACACUCAAGGUUGGCACUGGACAAGAGAAUCUUGUUUACCCUAUGAGUAUGCUUGAAAUGGCACUUGCUAUUACCGUUGUCGCACUACCAGGCUUGAAGCCACUUGUGGAUCGCUCCCCAAAGCAUGAGACGAGGAGUGAAGUGAUUGAGAUCAAGAACUAA